Molecule: messenger RNA, 3719 nt
Organism: Prorocentrum cordatum
Lineage: Eukaryota; Dinophyceae; Prorocentrales; Prorocentraceae
Source: the annotation of a GenBank genome assembly
AUGGCCCGCUGGCAUUUUGUUCCGAUUGUCGGUGGAUUCGCUGAGGGGGUCUCGACGGGCUUGGUCGUGUGGGCUGGACGGCCCACCUGCCCGCAGUGCGAGUGCUCUCCGGUGCUGAACUGCCCACCUCUGACCUGCUCGACAGGCGACGUGGCCUACACCUCGCCGCUGACCCCCUUCACGCUGGCCUUCACGUGUACCUGCGUGGCGGUGGUGGCUUUCGCUGCUGGUCGCUUGACGGGCGUGAGGGUUAGGACCGAGCUGAAUCCCGAGGGCCUGGGCGCGACCGCCCGAGCUCAGGUGGCACAGUACCGGUCGAAGGUGGGCGAUUUCUGUGUGGUGAGGUACAACGUCGGAGGCCCACAUCUGUACCACGAGCGGCUAGUCACCUACCUGCCGCUUGGAGCUGGGUUGACCGUGUCUGUCACCACCCCUGAUGGUGACGAAUAUGAAGAGGUGUGGAGCAUGCCAGACAUCGUCGAGUGGGAGCCGCUGCCGCAUCGGCAACAGGGAGGCGUCCUGCUGGGUCGGCCCGGUGCUCGAUACUACCGCUUCCGGGUUGGCGCGAUGCCGACCGCCGCGAGCCUCACGGCGUCGACCACGGCCGCGGCCGCCCGCCUUGGCCAGCCCGCGCCUGUGGGGCCCGUUGCGCCGGCCCUCGGUGGGCGCAUCGCCGAGCUGCCAGCGGGAGGUGCCGUGCCAGGCGCGCCCGUGGCCGGAGGCGCUGUCGCCCCGCCCGAUGCUGUGCCCGGCCAGCCGGCGGCAGCCGCCGGCGCCGCUCUCGGAGGCGUGGCCCCAGCGGCCGGGCUCGGCGGCCUCGUGGCAGCACUCGGCGGACCAGCAGCGGGAGCGCCUGCAGGAGUUCUUGUCCCAGCCCCACUUCCGCCUGCUGCUCCAGCCGCAGUCGGUGCCGCGGCGGCCGCGGCCCCAGGGGCCGGCGCGGCGCCUGCCGGUGCUGCCGUCGGCGCGCCUUUGCUUGCCGCGGCAGGCGCGGCCGCAGCCGCUGCACCCCUUCCCGCGGCCUUUGGAGGCGUCCCCGCCGCUGCGGUGCCCGCAGGCGGCCACGUCCAGGACGCGCGGACGCUCCCGGUGGUCUACGACAUGGUGGGCAACCGGCGGCGGGAGUUCCGCGACGCGGUGCUGGCGUGCCGGGAGGACCAGUGGGAGGGGUGGCCCGUGCGCGGCCCCCGCACCACGCACUGGGUCCUCCGGUACAUCGUCGACCACGGCGGGACCCCAACUGGGGUGCGCUCUCGGUGGCGCAGCGAAGCUCGUCUCCAAGAGCACGAGCCUGGAGUGCAGGAGCAUGAACGCGCUUGCCGGGCGCUGGAGGAGCUGCUCUGCUUCGACCAGUGCAACGGGGCCAACCUGGCGGCCGCGGAGCUGCUGACGCGCACCAUCCAGGUGCAGCAGGAGCGCUACCAGGACAGGAGCGCCGGCGGCCAGCGCGACUCCCUGACAGAGACGCCUGUGGACCGUGAUGCCUCUACCGGUCCGAUCAACAGAGAGGAUCUGUCUCUGGUCACUCGGCGGCGUGGUGCGGCUACCAAGCACAUCCUUGAUUGGGGCGACGAGUGUAUCAACGCCCUGAACGACUUGUGCGGCCACCAGGACCGGCCUGCAGUACCCGCCAAUGCCGGACAGCGACGCGCAGUGGACCACGUCGAGUCUCGAGUACGUGCGCUGGGCAAGCCCCCACCUGAGGCAGGUUUUCGCGAGGGAGCCCUACGUGAGCUCCUCGCCGGGGCGGGGAUCUACCAGACGGGUGAUCUCUCCUCACGACGGCCGUAUGUCAAGGAGUCCAUAUCCUGGCCCUCGCCCGACCUGCAGCCAGUUCCACUGGCCGCCUGCCUUGGUGAGGCCGAAUCUGAGUGGCUGGGCCGCUGGCAGAGCACCCUGCUCAGGCCAGAUAGACCUACAGCUGCUGAACGUGCUGAGUUUUGCCCUCGCGGACCUUUUUUCGACCCCAGUCUCUUCAGUAAGCCUCUGCUCUACGCCGAUUUUGUUGCCAAGCUGCUGGCUCGCGGCAUGGCGGAGUUGAAGAGGGGCUGUGACGCGGCCACCGUCGGCUGCUUCUUCGUCGCGAAGAAGAACAAUAAGCUGAGAGUGAUAUUUGACACGAGGUAUGCCAACUUAUUUUUCGGUCGACCGGCUCGGACUGCUUUGCCGACUGCGGCGGCUCUCGCUGCUUUCGAGAACCCUGGGCACGACACCUACCUGGCCUCGGGUGAUAUCGACAGCGCCUUCUACAGGCUACGACUACCUGACGGGCUGUCCUCGCACUUCAGAUUGCCCGCCCUGGAUGCCAGCCUGCUCGGGAUCACGCACCUGGACGGGGUCCCGAUCGCGCGAGGGGCGCGAGUGCAGCCCUGCGUGUGCGUCCUGCCGAUGGGCUGGAACCAUGCGCUGGCCCUCUGUCAGGGCGUGCUCCGACGCGCCAUGGGCGCCGCGGGGUUCACCGUGGACCAGUGCGUCGAGGACGGGGAGGCGGGGGUCGUGGUCGACCGGGAGGGCGCCUUGGCGGUUGCCGGCUACGUCGACAACUACGCCGCCCUGGGACGCUCCCCGGCCCUCGUCGACGAGGCCGCCCUUGCCAUCGCGCGCGUGUUGACGGAGAAGGGGCUUCUCACUCACGAUGAGGAGCCUGCCGCGCGGGACGCCACCUUCGUAGGGCUAGAGCUGAAGAGAGGGCGUCAUUUUUCGAUCAAGGCCAGGAGCAUUUGGAGACUUCGUUUCGGUUUGGACGCUUUGCUCAGGAGAGGUUUCUGUUCUGGAGACGCCCUCAGGGUCAUCAUGGGGCAUUUCACCUGGGCGGGUUUGCUACGACGAGAAGUCCUCUCUUUGCUCAACGCCAGUUACCAGUUUGCCGAGCGGAUCGGGUCUCGGCAGGCGGCUGUGGGCUCCACUGGUGGCCCCGACAAGGCCCUUGAGAACCUGCUGGUCGACAACCCCGUGGCCUUCGACGAGGCCGCCGUCGAGCGGGCACAGAACGCCCAGCUCGUGGUGGCCUCGACGGUGCAGACCUUCGGCCUCUCGGUCCUCGAGUCCGCGGCGAUCCGCCCGAACGCGCAGAGGCAGUGCCGCGACCGCUUGGCGACGCUGGUCCUCUUCUGCCGGAUGGACCGCCUGGACUGGGACAGCUGGGGGUGUGCCGUCACCGCGCUGCUGAAUCACCAGUUCCUGGACGGCAAGUGCUCGGACCUGGGGGCGCAGCUGAUCGCGGAGGUGCACAGCGACGUCUUCCGCUUCGGGGACUUCGUGAUGACCCAGUUCACAGCGCUCGUGGAGCACGGGCUGGCUGGCCCGCUUUUCGACCAGGCGGCCGGCAACGUGACCCACCUGGUCCACGGCGGGGACGUCGGCACCUACCUGGGCAAGAGGCUCGUAGCGAGCCUGGGCCGGGCCGUGCGACUCAAGUCGCUGCUGUUUCUGGAGCUCUUCGGGGGCUGUGGCCGCGUCGCGGCCAGCGCGCAGGCCAUGGUCUACGCCGCGCUUAGCCUGGACAUCAAUGCCUCACCCUUGGAGAAUCAUCUGACGCCAGCCUUCCUCAACAGGAUCCUGGGCUGGAUCUCCAGCGGGGUCACCGCAGGCGUGUGGCUCGGCACGCCGUGCAGUGCCUGGACCCGCGCCCUCCGCGCCCCGCUGCGGACUGAGCAGUGCCCAGAUGGCCGGCCCGACCUCUCGCCUGAACAGUGCAGCAAGCUUGACAUUGGAAACAG